Messenger RNA from Dromiciops gliroides (monito del monte), 6898 nucleotides. It is a transcript of the gene SIPA1L2, whose product is annotated as signal induced proliferation associated 1 like 2. The coding region runs from base 550 to 5733 and encodes 1727 amino acids. Lineage: Eukaryota; Metazoa; Chordata; Mammalia; Microbiotheria; Microbiotheriidae. Gene Ontology annotation, biological process: regulation of small GTPase mediated signal transduction; activation of GTPase activity. Gene Ontology annotation, cellular component: cytoplasm. The record is from RefSeq and is a predicted model, not a curated record. Gene Ontology annotation, molecular function: protein binding; GTPase activator activity. The transcript has 23 exons.
CCGGGAGAAAGGCGGCGGGAGCGGCAGCGGCAGCAGCAGCUUUAUUUCGCUCCCAGGCUGUAGCAGGUUUCUCCUUUUCCUUGGAAUGAUGAUCAGCCACUGAAGACAGGCACUUCAUUUCCAUUCCAUACAAGGUAAAAGAAUACUCUUGUUCAGUUGCCAUGCCAAACGCCAGCGAACAGGGAGGACAUUUAAAAAAAUCAUCACAAGUGAUGUUGAUGAGAUUCUUUCUUGCCUUUGAAGAAUUGAUAUUCUGAUGACUCUUCUCUCUUAGUUAAAAAAAAUAUAUAUGUGUGUGUAUAUAUAUAUAUAUACAUAUAUAUAUAUAUAUAUACAUAUAUAUAUAUACAUAUAUGUAUUUACACACAGAGAUAGACAAUAAAGAAAAACGAAACCACCAACUGGCAAAACACAACCCUUCGAGAAGUCCUCCUCUGCAUUUGAUGUGGUAGCAACCUCUCCCUGCUUAUUUAUGCUGUAAAUAAAAAUGUAAUUACUAUGGUACCAGGCUUCCUGGUAAGGCUCAUCAACACUUGCCUGUGAGUGGACAUGAGUGAUCCACGACAGUCCCAGGAAGAGACGCGCCAGUUCAGCAGAGCCUCUUCAAAGUUUAAGGAUUCGCCACGCACCAUGCAGUCAGAUGAUUAUUUUGCUCGAAAAUUUAAGGCUUUGAAUGGUAACAUGGGGCCUCCUACAUCUUUGAAUGUUUCGAAUGUCAGUGAAAGUGGGGGUCCAGCGAAUGGCACGCCAGCUAUGCCCAAAAUGGGCGUUAGAGCAAGGGUAUCUGAAUGGCCUCCUAAGAAGGACUGCUCUAAGGAGAUAAGUUGCAAGGCAUUGUGGGAGAGUCGAUCACAAGCCACUUAUGAAACUGCGGUUGCAGCGGCAGUCAUGCAGAAUGGACAGAAUGAUCAGGGUGACGGGCAGCAAGAGGAACAGCUUGAUAUAGAAUUUGCAGAAACCAAGUACACAAUAGGAGAUAUCUUUAUCCAUUCUCCACAGAGAGGAGGCCUUCACCCCAUAAGGCAGAGAAGCAAUAGCGAUGUCACCAUCAGUGACAUAGAUGCUGAAGAUGUCUUAGACCAGAACGCUGUUAACCCCAAUACGGGGGCAGCCCUACACAGGGAAUAUGGAAGCACUUCUUCAAUUGAUAGGCAAGGUUUAUCAGGGGAAAACUUUUUUGCAAUGCUCAGAGGGUAUAGAGUAGACAAUUAUGAACACAAAGCUCUCGCCCCAUUUGGCUUUCCUGAGUUUUUCCACUGUGACCCUACAAUCUCUCCCAGUCUUCAUGCCGCGGCACAGAUUUCCAGAGGAGAAUUUGUCCGUAUCUCAGGGUUAGAAUAUAUGGACAAUGCCCUGCUGAUGGGAAGAGACAGGGAAAAGAACUUUAAACGCAGAUUAAAAUCAGAGUCAGUGGAAACAUCUCUUUUCCGUAAGCUGCGAACUGUCAAAAGUGAGCAUGAAACUUUCAAAUUCACAUCCGAUCUGGAGGAGAGUCGGCUUGAGAGGAGCAUUCGCCCAUGGAAUUGUCAGAAGUGUUUUGCACAUUAUGAUGUCCAGAGCAUUUUGUUUAAUAUCAAUGAAGCCAUGGCUACCAGGGCAAAUGUGGGGAAAAGAAAGAAUAUAACCACUGGUGCUUCAGCAGCAUCACAGACUCAGAUGACGACAGGCCAGGCAGGAAACUGUGAAUCUCCUUUGGGAAGCAAGGAGGAUCUCAACUCCAAGGAGAACCUCGAUGCAGAUGAGGGGGAUGGGAAAAGCAAUGACCUUGUGCUGAGUUGUCCCUAUUUCAGGAAUGAGACAGGUGGGGAGGGAGACAGAAGGAUUGCACUUUCUAGGGCGAACUCAGCUUCUUCCACUACAGGUGAAAGCUGUUCCUUUGAGUCCUCCCUCAGCUCCCACUGCACAAAUGCAGGUGUUUCGGUUUUGGAGGUGCCAAGAGAAAACCAGCCAAUUCAUAGAGAGAAAGUGAAACGUUACAUCAUAGAACACAUUGACCUUGGAGCCUACUAUUAUCGGAAAUUUUUCUUUGGGAAAGAACAUCAAAACUACUUUGGAAUAGAUGAAAAUCUGGGCCCUGUCGCAAUCAGCAUCCGGAGAGAGAAGCUUGAAGAAGCUAAGGAAAAAGAAGGCUCCCAAUUCAACUAUCGAGUAGCUUUCAGGACCAGUGAGCUUACAACGCUUAGAGGAGCAAUUUUAGAAGAUGCCAUACCUUCCACCGCGAGGCACGGCACUGCACGAGGACUGCCUCUCAAAGAGGUUCUAGAGUACGUCAUUCCUGAGCUGAGCAUUCAGUGCCUAAGGCAGGCUUUGAACUCCCCCAAAGUCCCUGAACAGUUACUCAAGCUUGAUGAACAAGGGUUGAGCUUUCAGCACAAGAUUGGGAUCCUUUAUUGCAAAGCGGGCCAGGGCACCGAGGAAGAGAUGUAUAACAAUGAGACAGCAGGACCUGCUUUUGAAGAAUUCCUGGAUCUUCUAGGCCAGAGAGUACGGCUGAAAGGUUUUAGCAAAUACCGAGCUCAGCUAGAUACUAAAACUGAUUCUACGGGAACCCAUUCUCUCUAUACCACCUAUAAAGAUUAUGAAGUAAUGUUUCAUGUGUCAACUAUGCUACCCUAUAUGCCCAAUAACAGGCAACAGCUCCUAAGGAAAAGGCACAUAGGAAAUGACAUCGUUACCAUUGUCUUCCAAGAGCCUGGAGCACUUCCUUUUACUCCAAAAAAUAUCCGAUCUCAGUUUCAGCACGUCUUUGUUAUUGUCAAGGUGCACAAUCCCUGCACUGAAAAUGUGUGUUAUAGUGUUGGAGUUUCAAGAUCAAAAGAUGUACCACCAUUUGGUCCACCAAUUCCCAAAGGCGUGACUUUUCCGAAAUCAGCCGUUUUUAGGGACUUCCUAUUAGCCAAAGUGAUCAACGCUGAGAAUUCCGCCCACAAGUCAGAAAAGUUCCGGGCUAUGGCUACCCGAACAAGGCAGGAAUACUUGAAAGAUCUGGCAGAAAACUUUGUCACUACAGCUACAGUGGAUACCUCCGUCAAGUUCAGUUUCAUUACAUUAGGUGCAAAGAAAAAGGAGAAAGUAAAACCAAGGAAGGAUGCUCAUCUGUACAGUGUCGGGGCUAUCAUGUGGAAUGUCAUAGCACGAGACUUUGGCCGCUCUGCAGACAUUGAAUGUCUCCUAGGAAUCUCCAAUGAAUUUAUCAUGCUGAUUGAAAAGGAGUCUAAGAACGUCGUGUUUAACUGUUCCUGCAGAGAUGUUAUUGGAUGGACAUCUGGAUUAAUGAGCAUCAAAGUGUUUUAUGAAAGAGGAGAAUGUAUUCUUCUGUCUACAGUGGAUAAUUGUACUGAUGAUAUAAGGGAAAUUGUUCAGAGAUUAGGAAUAGUGACCCGAGGAUGUGAAACUGUGGAGAUGACAUUGCGGAGGAAUGGGCUGGGCCAGCUUGGCUUCCACGUCAACUUUGAAGGAAUUGUAGCCGAUGUGGAACCCUUUGGCUUUGCCUGGAAGGCUGGCCUACGCCAAGGCAGCCGCCUUGUUGAGAUCUGCAAAGUAGCUGUCGCCACCCUGACUCAUGAGCAGAUGAUUGAUCUGUUACGUACUUCUGUGACAGUCAAGGUAGUCAUCAUUCAGCCUCAUGAGGAUGGAUCUCCCCGAAGGGGUUGUUCUGAGCUCUGCCGAAUCCCGAUGGUAGAAUAUAAACUUGACAGUGAAGGUACCCCCUGUGAGUACAAAACCCCUUUCAGGAGGAAUACGACUUGGCAUCGGGUCCCUACGCCUGCUGGGCAGCCUCUGUCUCGUGCCUCCCCAAUCCUGGGAACAUCUGACCGGCUGCCCUGCCAGCAGCUUCUCCAGCAGGCUCAGACAGCUAUUCCUCGCAGCACGUCCUUUGACAGAAAGUUGCCAGAUGGCACGAGUCAACAUUGCAGAAGUUCCCCGAGCAACCAGUCAUCUUCCAGUGACCCAGGACCCAGCGGGAGUAGCCACUGGAGACAGCAAGUGGGAUAUGACGGGUGCCAGUCUCCUCUACUUCAUGAACACCAGAGUUCCGGUCCACUGGAGUGUGAAGGAGCCAGGGAGCGAGAAGAAAUUAUGGAAGGAACUAGACUUUCUGAAACCAAGUGGCAUGGACCACCUUCCAAAGUCUUGAGUUCCUAUAAAGAGAGAGCCCUACAGAAAGAUGGAAGUUGCAAAGACUCCCCGAAUAAGCUUUCUCAUAUUGGAGAUAAAAAUUGUUCCAGUCAUUCUAGCAGUAAUACACUCUCAAGUAACACGUCCAGCAACAGUGACGACAAGCACUUUGGUUCUGGAGACCUCAUGGACCCUGAAUUGCUGGGAUUAACCUAUAUUAAAGGGGCCUCCACCGACAGUGGCAUUGAUACAACCCCCUGCAUGUCCACUUCAAUGAUGGGCCCUCUGCAUCUGACAGGCAGCAGGUCCAUGAUGCACAGUAGGGCAGAACAGUGGGCUGACUCUGCGGAAGUGCCUGGCCCUGAAGAGGAGCCGACUAAGCUCUAUGCUGUUCACAGCUAUCCAUCUGCCAUCUCUGUCAGUAACACAGCAGAAGGCAGCAUGGGUGACCUCAGUGAAAUAUCUUCUCAUUCCAGCGGUUCGCACCAUUCAGGAAGCCCCUCAACGCACUGUUCUAAAAAUAGUGGAUCUUUGGACACCUCCAAAGUCUACAUAGUCUCACACAGUAGUGGCCAACAGGUUCCUGGGUCAGUGUCCAAAUCCUAUCACAGGCAAGGAGCAGUCAGCAAAUAUGUUAUUGGUUGGAAGAAAUCCGAAGGCAGCCCCACACCCGAAGAGUCUGAAGUAAAUGAAUGUCAGGGAAUGUAUAGUGAUAUGGAAGCCAUGUCUGCAUCAAGUCCACAUCAGACCGUGGUGGAGGAUGCAGUUUCUGAAACCCAACAUGUCCUGUCCAAAGAAGACUUUUUGAAGUUAAUGCUUCCCGGCAGCCCUUUGGUGGAGGAGGGCCGAAGAAAGUUUUCAUUUUAUGGGAACCUCUCUCCAAGAAGGUCCCUGUACCGCACACUCUCCGAUGAAAGUAUAUGCAGUAACCGCAGAGGAUCUUCCUAUGGCAGCUCGCGGAGUUCCAUCCUUGAUCAGGCCCUGCCCAAUGACAUUCUCUUCAGCACCACCCCACCCUACCAUAGCACGCUCCCUCCUAGGACCAACCCAGCACCAGGCAUGGGAAGCCUGAGAAAUGAGUUCUGGCUCUCCGAUGGGUCCUUAUCGGAUAAGUCCAAAUUCACUGAUCCGGGUCUGAUGCCCCUCCCAGACACUGCCACAGGGUUAGAUUGGUCCAACCUUGUGGAUGCUGCACGGGCAUUUGAAGGUCUUGACUCAGAUGAAGAGCUUGGUCUGGUCUGUCACCACACGGCCUAUCUAGAUCAGAGAGUAGCAUCCUUCUGCACCCUGACAGAUAUGCAACAUAUGCAGGGCUUGGAGGGAACCCAAGAGUUAUCUUUAUGUGUAGACCCAGCCAAUGGGAAAGAUUUCAUGGAUACAGAUGGAGAGCGUUCUCCAUCAACUUUGACUGGAAAAGUCAAUCAGCUAGAAUUGAUUCUUCGACAACUUCAGACUGACCUCCGAAAGGAAAAACAAGACAAGGCCGUACUCCAGGCCGAAGUUCAGCACUUGAGACAGGACAACAUGAGACUUCAGGAAGAGUCCCAAACAGCAGCGGCUCAGCUGAGAAAAUUCACAGAAUGGUUUUUCAAUACCAUCGAUAAGAAACCUUAACUUCUAGAUAUCUAGCCAGGAACAGUGCGCUGUUGGCGCUCCUAUCCAUUUGAAGUAGCAAAAUCUGAUUUUUAACUGUGCUUACAGUCAGUUUUUAGAUGUUUCCGCUAUUUCUGCUCUGUCCAACACCAUUCAUCCAGGCAAGAUGUGGGGGUGGGAGUGGGGGUGGGGGGGCAGGGAAUGGUAGCCUUCUUAGGAUGACAGAAAGCAGCAGACAUGAGUGUGGAGAUGAAUGUCAUUCCUGGCUUGAAGAUGAAUGUAAUUCCCGGUGUCAGUUUAGCUUCUCGUUUAAAUUUACUAAUACGGUGCUUGGGCUUACCUCAGGAGGGAAGACGGUUUAGGUUUGAUUUCCUGUGUUCAGAUGACCUGGUUGGAGAAGUUAAAGCAAUCUACAGUAACUUGGGCUUCAGUAUUGUAAGAUAAAGAUUAAAAAACAAAUAACCAGACAUAUACUUUAAAGUUAAAAGGUGCUCUAUUUUUUUGGCUGUACAGUAGUUCAAUUUCCACAAUCACAUUGUCAUAGCAAUAAGAAUGGAGGUAUAGUGAAUAGUCACAAAAGCUGUGUUGAAAAAUCAAAAGUUAGCACUGAUGUGUUUAACACUAGGUUGGAUGCAGUUACAUUAGAGAUUUAUUUAUUUGCAGGAACAAAUGGUGCCUGAAUAUUAACAGUGUUUUGAUUUUUUUUUUUUAAGCUACACAUGCCUUGUAAAUGGCUCACUGGGUAGUCUGCUUCAACUCUUAGCUCACUUUUGUAUAGUUCCUUCACUGCGGGGAAAAGACAAGUACAAUACCACUUACUUAUGAGAAACUCACAUAUGGUGUGAGCCAGCAAGAUUUCGUUGUCCAAUGCCAAAAUUUGUUUAUCUUUGUACAGAAGCUUUCAUCAAGUGUCUUGUAUUUAACACCCUUAUUUAAGCUUAUUUAACCUUAAAAUGUUAAUUUUAUAAAGUUUGAUUUUAUCUGCACUAUGAUGAUGAGGGCAGUUAGCAGCAAGCUCGAAAAUCACUGAACUUGCUAAGGCGACUUGAGGAGUUGAGAGAAAAUUCUAACAAUUGGAUGCUGCUAGUAUACAAUUUGUUUGUUACUGCUUUACCAUUUUUAAUUGUUUUAUUUGAGAGAAACAUACCUUUUGCUUUUUUAAUAAAUGUUUUAAAAAAUCAACAAA